GGUUAUUAUUUUGUUUACAUCAAAUUGAAAACAUUCUGAAACGCUGAAUGAAUGUGAAACAAAAUCGACUUGAUUAGAUUUACUGCUGAGAGAAACAAUGUCUGACCUAAACUUUGAAACGCUACGUACAGAGUUCAAAACAAUUUUGUUACAAGCUUUUAAGAACAAAAAUGUAGAAACAAUCAAAACCAAAUCGAAGCAUUUCAAGAAAACAGAUAUCGAUUUGAAGAUCCCCUUGGAACAGGCCUUUCGUGAUAUUCUUAUAGACUUUUUAGAAUCUGAAACAGACGUCAACACUUUGAAGACCUAUGUGAACUUCUGUAUCGAAACUUGCAGGCAUGGGUUGAUAACCUCAACAUUACCUGUACAGAUUUUGAGCGAUAUCUUAGAAGCUCUAACUCUUGACGCUUGCCAAGAUAUGUUCUCAUUUGUGGAAGACAAUGUGUCUGUUUGGAAAGAAGAAUUAUUUUUUAGCGGUUGCAAGAACAACCUAUUAAGACUAUGUAACGAUUUAUUGAGAAGAUUAUCUAGAUCAACUGCUACAAUUUUUUGUGGAAGGAUUCUUUUAUUCUUAGCCAAAUUCUUCCCGUUUUCUGAGCGAUCUGGUUUGAACAUUGUCAGUGAGUUCAACUUGGAGAACACAACUCAAUACGGUUCCGAUUCGUCUCAAGAAAGUACUCUGGAAAUUGAAACAGGAGAUAAGAAAAAAAAUGUUGUUCUUGAUUUCACCUUCUACUGUAAAUUUUGGUCUUUGCAAGAUUUCUUCAGAUAUCCCGCUCAGUGUUAUGACAAAGUUCAAUGGAAAACAUUCUGUUCACACUCUCAAAGUAUCUUGAGUAUUUUUCAAGGGCUUAAGUUAGAAUAUGCGGGAAAAGGAAAUACAGCAUCUGAUCGCAAAGACAUGAUGUACUUCUCCAAGUAUCUGACAAGUCAGAAGUUAUUGGAUCUCCAGUUGUAUGAUAACAACUUUAGAAGAUUUGUUCUUCUACAGUUUUUGAUAUUAUUUCAGUAUUUAACAUGUUCAGUUAAAUUCAAAUCGGAAUCGUUUGAAUUGAAAAGUGAUCAGAAGGAUUGGAUACAAAGUACAACUGAAAAAAUUUACAAAUUAUUGAGGGAAACGCCCCCAGAUGGUGAAAAAUUUGCGGAAAUUGUCUCUAAUAUUCUUUCUAGAGAAGAACAUUGGAAUGCCUGGAAAAAUGACGGAUGUCCAGAAUUCAAAAAACAAAGUGUUGUUAAUGAACCUAUAGAAAAGUCCCAAAAUAGAAGCAGCAGGCCUUUAUUAGGAGAUUUGUUGAGACAAGCUAACAAAGAGAAGAAAUAUUACAUGGGAAGUAAUGAGCUCACAAAACUGUGGAAUUUGUGCCCGGACAAUUUGGAGGCUUGCAAAGGAAAAGAGCGUGACUUCCUGCCCACUCUGGAGAAUUAUUUCAAGGAGGCAAUUGAACAGAUCGAAUCUGGGGAAAUAAUCAAAGACGAAAAUAACCUAUUGAAAGAUGGUAAUUUUGGUUGGCGAGCCUUGAGGCUAUUAGCAAGAAGGAGCCCCCAUUUCUUCACGUUCAGCACAGUCAUCAUGAAUCAGCAGUCUUCCUAUUUGGAGAUGAUGGUGAAGAAGAUUGCUCAGGAACAGAAGUCAAAGAAAGAUGGUGUGAAUAACAAAGAUGAAAGUCAGCAAGACACUGAAGAAAUGGAAACAGAAAAUCUUUUCAAGGAAGAGUCUGAAAAUACUGAAGACAUAAAGGAAGAGGUGAAUACCGAAGAAUUUGUUGACGAUAAAAACCCCAGGCAAGAAAAUAAGAGCUUGAGUGAGAGCCAGAUAAGAUUUAUAAGUGAAAAAAUCGCAUCUGACUGGAAGAAACUCGCCACCAAAAUUGGGUACAAACCAGACGAAAUUGAGUUUAUUGUACAAAAUCAUAACACCGAACUGGCACAAGCUGAGAAUCUACUGUUGUUGUGGUUUGGUGACGACGAAGACGCUACUAUAGAGAAUCUUCUGUAUAUUUUGGAAGGGCUAGGAUUGAACGAGGCCUGUGAUUCGAUUAAGAGUGAAUUCAAUAUUUCUUAGUUCAAGUAAUAAAGUAUAAGAGAUGA
Molecule: messenger RNA, 2088 nt
Organism: Coccinella septempunctata (seven-spotted ladybird)
Lineage: Eukaryota; Metazoa; Arthropoda; Insecta; Coleoptera; Coccinellidae
Gene: Hpr1
Product: THO complex subunit 1
Exons: 7
Coding region: 98-2062 (654 amino acids)
Biological process (GO): signal transduction; mRNA export from nucleus; regulation of DNA-templated transcription elongation
Cellular component (GO): THO complex part of transcription export complex
Molecular function (GO): protein binding
Source: RefSeq, a predicted model, not a curated record